UCUCAGACACUAAGAAAUAUAUAUCAAGAGAGUUUGAGUGUUUGGAAAAUGGAGAACUUCCCAGUAAUCAACUUGGAGAAGCUUAAUGGCGAAGAGAGAAAGGCUACUAUGGACAAAAUUCAUGACGCUUGUGAGAAUUGGGGAUUUUUUGAGUUGGUGAACCAUGGGAUAUCCCAUGAACUAUUGGAUACAGUGGAGACGUUAACAAAAGAGCAUUAUAGGAAAUGCAUGGAGAGAAGGUUCAAGGAGUUUGUGGCAAGCAAAGCCAUAGGGGGUAUUCAAGCUGAAGUUAAGGACAUGGACUGGGAAAGCACCUUCUUCUUGCGUCACUUGCCUGAGUCAAACUUCUGUGAAAUCCCAGAUCUCACUGAUGAAUAUAGGAAGUUAAUGAAGGAAUUUGCAGAACAAAUACAAAGGCUUGCAGAGGAACUACUUGAUUUGCUUUGUGAGAAUCUUGGACUAGAGAAGGGCUAUCUCAAGAAGGCCUUCUAUGGAUCAAGAGGACCAACUUUUGGCACAAAGGUUGCCAACUACCCUCCUUGCCCUAACCCAGAACUUGUGAAGGGUCUUCGUGCCCAUACCGAUGCUGGCGGCAUCAUCCUUCUCUUCCAAGAUGACAAAGUUAGUGGCCUCCAACUUCUCAAAGACGGCCAGUGGAUCAAUGUGCCUCCAAUGCGCCACUCAAUCGUCGUAAACCUCGGUGACCAAAUUGAGGUAAUCACAAAUGGGAAGUACAAGAGUGUGGAGCAUCGUGUUAUUACCCAGAGUAAUGGGACAAGGAUGUCUGUAGCUUCAUUCUACAAUCCAGGAAGUGAUGCUAUUAUACAUCCAGCACCACCAUUGAUUGAAGGAAAGGAAGAAGGAACCAAUCAAAUGUAUCCAAAAUUUGUGUUUGAGGAUUACAUGAAGCUCUAUGCUGCGCUCAAGUUUCAGGCUAAGGAACCAAGGUUUGAUGCCAUGAAAGCUGUGAACACUACUACUGCAACAGCUUAAGGAAGGACUUAUAACUACUGAUUUUGGGAAGGGAAAAGCAAGAAAUAAUACACACAUAAACCCAAAAAAAAAAAAGGCUUAUGAUGACUUAAAUUUUUUAUUCACAUUCUUACUAUAGAGAGGGUGAAUUUUAUUGGUUGUACGUCGUCAUGAAUUUGUCAUUAACAGUAGCGUUCUCUUUUUUUUUUUUUUUUUCCAUUUGUUGGAUUUCUGGUUUUUCUUUGUUCUCGAGUAAGAGAAUAAAAGUUGACUGCAGUUUCAAGCAAUAUUUAAUUUAGUUAAACUUCUGAAUUUUGGAACAUGAACAACUUUUCCCCGUAAUCAUAUCGCAUGCUCUAUCAUGAUAAAUCGAAGGAAAUAUUCGAUGGAAUUAAUCUUAUUUUUAGAGAUGGAAAUCCUCGACAUGCACUGUGGUCUACAAUCAAUGACAUCUGAUUAUGUCUACUGGCCAGAGAUAUGAACUAAGAUUUUCACCCAGAGAUAUGCUCACUUACGCUGAUAACUAGCCAAGGAUGCUCGCUACAGAAGUAUUGACUUUGUUCGUCAUUUAUCUGUCCCGAAUAUCUGUGCUGAGCAAUAUGCUCUUGACAUGUUUUUAGUCUGAUUAUUUCUCAAGCUUAGGUUUGCCUCUUGUAAUUAGAAAAACAGAAAUAUUCAAUGAU
Prosopis cineraria is the source of this 1655-nucleotide messenger RNA. Its product is annotated as 1-aminocyclopropane-1-carboxylate oxidase-like. The coding region runs from base 49 to 993 and encodes 314 amino acids. The record is from RefSeq and is a predicted model, not a curated record. The transcript is spliced from 4 exons. Lineage: Eukaryota; Viridiplantae; Streptophyta; Magnoliopsida; Fabales; Fabaceae.